AUGGAAUGUGAUUUAUGCUCAUUGGACUCUGUUCGAACUUUUGCUUCAUUGUACAAUGAACAGGAAGAAAGACUUGAUGUAUUGAUUUGUAAUGCUGGUCUUGGUUGGUCAUCGUCUUCAUCCACUAAAGAUGGUUUCAGUUCUGUCAUGCAAGCCAAUUAUCUUGGUCAUUUUCUGCUCACAAAUCUUUUACUAGAUAAAUUGAAAAAAUGUCGACCAAGUCGAAUUAUUAAUGUUUCAUCUGAUCUUCAUAAAAGUGUACAAUCAAUUAAUUGGUUGGAUGCUUUCACACAAUUUCAUAGUAGUCGUUGGCUGGGUGCCUAUCCAUUAUCGAAAUUAUUUCAAAUUCUUUCGACAUUAAAAUUAAAACAAGAUCUAUGGAAGUCCGAAGGCAUCAAUGUGUUUGCUUUGACACCUGGUUGGGUAACAACAUCAAUGCAAGAUCCGCUCGGAAAUGCUCUUGGUAUAUUUAGUUUCAUUUUUUAUUAUCCAUUGGACUAUUGUUUGAGAUUUGCAUUUGCUAAAACACCCAAGACCGGUGCACAGACGAUUGUGUAUUGUGCUGUUGAAUCAACAUUAGAGCAAUCACAAGACGUGUACUUUGCAAACUGUACUGUUGCAAAACCAUCAUCGUUGGCUACUGAUCAAUCAUCAGCCGAACGUUUAUGGAAAGCCAGCUGUGAAGCAGUCGGACUUUAA
Molecule: messenger RNA, 699 nt
Organism: Rotaria sp. Silwood1
Lineage: Eukaryota; Metazoa; Rotifera; Eurotatoria; Philodinida; Philodinidae
Source: the annotation of a GenBank genome assembly